UCGCAGUUCCAAGCAAGACGUUGAGUGAGCGGCAACUUGUGUGCUUGUCGUUUUUCUAUAAAUUGAGCAUACGCCAUAUUAAGUAUACGCCACAUAAUGUCAGUUUUUUCAAAGAUAUUGUCGCGCAGCGCUGUGGAUCAAGUGCGUCAGUACAGCGCCGCAGCACAGUCCCAGCUGCGCGAAGUGCUCGGCAACCAGUUGAGCGGCAUCAAGGAGGCGGGCACCUUUAAGGCGGAGCGCAUCAUAACAUCCUCGCAGAGCACGCAAAUAACGGUGCAGGGCAGCGAUAAGAAAAUACUCAACUUUUGUGCCAACAACUAUUUAGGACUGGCAAACAAUCCGGAGAUAGUGAAGUACAGUCAGCAGCUAUUGUCGGAAUAUGGUGCUGGACUCAGCUCAGUGCGAUUCAUCUGCGGCACGCAGGACAUUCAUAAGAAAUUGGAACAAAAGAUAGCACAGUUCCAUGGACGCGAGGAUACCAUACUCUAUGCAUCCUGUUUUGAUGCCAAUGCGGGUAUUUUUGAAGCCAUACUAACGCCCGAGGAUGCGGUGUUCUCGGACGAACUGAACCACGCGUCCAUUAUUGAUGGCAUACGCCUCUGCAAGGCCAAGAAGCAACGUUAUAAGCAUCGCAACUUGGCUGAUCUGGAGCAGCAGCUGCGUUCUACGGACGCACGCCUCAAACUGAUUGCCACCGAUGGUGUGUUCUCCAUGGACGGCAAUAUAGCGCCGCUGGCACGCAUUGUCGAGCUGGCCAAGAAGUACAACGCGCUGGUCUUUGUGGAUGAAUGCCAUGCGACGGGCUUCUUUGGCGCCACGGGUCGCGGCACGGAGGAGUAUGACAAUGUUAUGGGCGAGGUGGAUAUUAUCAACUCUACGCUGGGCAAGGCUUUGGGUGGUGCCUCAGGUGGUUACACAACCGGUCCCGCCGAGCUCAUCUCCUUCCUGCGCCAGAAAUCGCGGCCAUAUCUAUUCUCCAAUACGCUGCCACCCGCUGUAGUCGGCGUGGGCCUAAAGGUCAUGGAUAUGCUGCUCAGCUCCAGUGAACUAACCCAACGCGUGCAGAGCAAUACACAGCGAUUCCGCGAGGCUAUGACCAAGGCUGGCUUCACCAUUGCCGGCGAAAAUCAUCCCAUCUGUCCCGUCAUGCUGGGCGAUGCGCGCUUAGCCUCAACCUUUGCCGAUGAAAUGCUGACUCGUGGCAUUUAUGUAAUUGGCUUCAGUUACCCGGUGGUGCCAGAGGGCAAAGCACGCAUACGAGUUCAGAUCUCCGCUGCUCAUACGGAGGCUGAAAUUGAUCAUGCCAUUGCUGCUUUCAUUGAGGUCGGACGCUCUCUCAAGGUUAUCAAGUAAUGUGUGACAAGAGUUCCAAGAAGUGUUCAAGUAUUGUGGCCUGCUGCAUUUAUUAACUAUAAAUCGAAUUGUUGACAUUUAUAAAAGUAAUUGGUGAAUUGAAAUGCAAGGAA
Messenger RNA from Drosophila busckii, 1466 nucleotides. RefSeq names its product 2-amino-3-ketobutyrate coenzyme A ligase, mitochondrial (gene Gcat). The transcript has 4 exons. The record is from RefSeq and is a predicted model, not a curated record. Gene Ontology annotation, biological process: biosynthetic process; L-threonine catabolic process. NCBI's taxonomy places the organism in Eukaryota, Metazoa, Arthropoda, Insecta, Diptera, Drosophilidae. Gene Ontology annotation, molecular function: pyridoxal phosphate binding; glycine C-acetyltransferase activity. The coding region runs from base 97 to 1353 and encodes 418 amino acids.